This is a messenger RNA of Neltuma alba, 1506 nucleotides long. Its product is annotated as transcription factor KUA1-like. Gene Ontology annotation, molecular function: DNA binding. The coding region runs from base 203 to 1210 and encodes 335 amino acids. Lineage: Eukaryota; Viridiplantae; Streptophyta; Magnoliopsida; Fabales; Fabaceae. Gene Ontology annotation, biological process: response to gibberellin; response to ethylene. The transcript has 3 exons. The record is from RefSeq and is a predicted model, not a curated record.
UUCUCCCUGUCUAAACCGAGAGAGAGAGCAACAAACAAUUAAUACACCACAAAACAACAACGCUAUUUCUGUCCGUGCCAACCCAUUCUCCAUUUCUGUAUCGGAUCAUGUGUUUUUGAUCACCUGUUGCCGAUACUCUGAAGCUCAAGCCUAGUUUGUGAGUCUGUUUGAUCGGAAUUUGGCUGAAUCAGAAGCCGUCAAUAUGACUCGGCGAUGUUCUCAUUGCAGCCACAAUGGCCAUAACUCAAGGACUUGCCCGCACCGCGGUGUUAAGCUCUUUGGAGUUCGAUUGACCGAUGGCUCGAUCCGGAAGAGUGCAAGUCUGAGUAGUCUCAGCCACUAUGCUGGGUCGAGCUCCGGAGCUCAUCAUGCUGGGUCCGUCAAUCCGGGUUCGCCCGGUGACACGCCUGAUCAUGGUGCUGCACCCGACGGUUACGCCUCCGAGGAUUUUGUUCCUGGGUCAUCAUCAGUUUCCCGGGAGAGGAAGAAGGGUGUUCCUUGGACUGAGGAGGAGCAUAGAUUGUUCUUACUUGGAUUGCAGAAGCUUGGCAAAGGUGAUUGGCGCGGAAUUGCCCGUAAUUAUGUUAUAUCAAGGACACCAACUCAAGUAGCAAGCCAUGCUCAGAAAUAUUUCAUCAGGCAGAGCAACGUAUCUAGGAGGAAAAGACGUUCAAGUCUGUUUGACAUUGUUGCUGAUGAAACUGCUGAUACACCAAUGGCAGAACAAGACUUCUUGCCGCCUUGUCAGCCAGAGGCCGAAACAGAAGGCAAUGAUCCCCUGUCAGCUCCCCCAGCCAUUGAUGAAGAGUGUGAAUCCAUGGAUUCCGAUAAUUCAAAUGAUGGAGACUCUGCCUCUUUAAAGCCAGAUAGCUCACAGUCAUACUCGCAAUUCCCAGUGAUAUAUCCUGCUUACUUUUCUCCUUUCUCCCCAUUUCCUUUGCCUUAUUGGUCUGGAUACAGUCCAGAGCCCACCAAGAAGGAGACAGUACAUGAAGUGCUGAAGCCUACUGCAGUACAUUCUAAAAGCCCCAUCAAUGUUGAUGAAUUGGUUGGCAUGUCAAAACUCAGUUUAGGGGACUCUAUCGGUGACUCUGGCCCUUCCUCUCUUUCAUUAAAACUCCUCAAGGGGCCCUCUCGGCAAUCAGCUUUUCAUGUAACUCCCUCAUAUGGUAAUUCAGACAUGAAUGGCAAUGCAAUCCCUGCAGUUUAAGGAAAUCUUCUGGCGAGUUAACUUCAGGCUAGCUCAGUAAUGUCACGAUUAUCUACAAAUACGGGGUUCAGAACUUAGCUCUUGUGUUAGCCACGUAUAUUUGGUUGCGAUAGCAGCAUAGUUCUCUUCCUUUUUCACAUUAAUUAUUAACUUGUUUCUUUUCUGGUAGGCUGUAGCAACUAGGAAUUGUUUGGGUCUAAAACUUGUUAUUUGUCAAGUUAUCAAUUACUUAUUAUUUAUUUAUUCCCUAUAGCAUAAGAGUCAAAAGUUGGUUCUGCAGUAUGGCAUCCUUCGAA